Molecule: messenger RNA, 4559 nt
Organism: Sceloporus undulatus (fence lizard)
Lineage: Eukaryota; Metazoa; Chordata; Lepidosauria; Squamata; Phrynosomatidae
Gene: CCDC71
Product: coiled-coil domain containing 71
Exons: 2
Coding region: 1736-2935 (399 amino acids)
Source: RefSeq, a predicted model, not a curated record
CAUUAAAAUGUAUUAUUUUUUUAAAAAAAAUCUUAAAGUCUGGCACAAUGUAAUCAAAAGUAUAUGUUUCCAAAUCCAAAUUGCUCAUGUCUAAUUUGAGUUCUGGUGACCACUAGAGACACUACUACUACAUGAAGCCCAAGCUCAGUAUUAUAUAUUUAGGUUUCCUCCAUCCUGUCUCUCCCAAUUCAUUUUUAACAAGAGGGGUUGAUAGUCCCAUCUUCCUUGUGAUAGUACUUCAAACUAUGCUUUGUGUAGCCAAUAUCAGGAAACAAUUUAUAAGCUACAGUUACUUUCUUGUUUAUUGAUUUUUUAAAAGUUAAUUUCUUUCCCUUGUCUCCUCUUGUGUGACCAUUCAAGAUACCAGAUUUCCCAUUAACUAACAGAAUCACAAGAACUUUUCCUGUCUUGUUCUAGAGCCCCUUGAGUUCAUGAACACUGCUUAGUACUCUCUCUGUGAAUCUCAUUUCCAUCUCACUUAAAUGUUCUCUGCUUUCUCUCCCAAUUUGACCAUUUGAAAUCCCUUGCAAUUCUAAGGAUGAAUUAAUAGUUCUGCUAGUGGCUCCGCUUUAGAUCCUAUCUCCUAGUCAGCAUAAAGUGGUGAAAUCAGAUGCAUUUAAUUGCAAUGAAAAUAUAGUUGAAAAGUUUGGCUUUGGUAUGACCGAUGGAUCCAUUUCCCAAACCUUCAAAAUGUCUUGCUGUUAUUGCAUAGGAAACUAAUAAGGCUAAUCCACACUGGUGUGACCUACUUUUUCUUGACAUUGCUGACCCUGAAUAUUUCUUAUAUUCAGAAAAAUAAAUAGUCUCUAGUCCCCAAGUCUCCCUCAGAUCAAAUCAAGGCCCCUCAGGAACUCUGUCACUUUAUCUGCCCCUUUGUUAUCUACCCAGCUGUGUUCCAUAGUAAGAUCUUAAUGUGAUAUACACUUAUCCUUUCAUAUCAUAAAGAGAGAUCACACAUCUUUGCAUAUAUUAACUCCAUCUCAUCUAUGUAAAGCAUUGGCCCCUUUAACACAAUUUUUCCAUUUUAAAUACACUUUUUUCGGAUUAGUACAUUCAGUUUUACUUAUCCUUAAUAGUUCUUUGUAACUUGUAAUCAGAACUUCAAGGAUAACUCACAUAAUUAACUUUCUUUGUUGGAAAUUAAACAGUAUACAUCUUUAAUGUAGUGCUAUCAUUGUACAUGAUGCUUUGCAAGGUAAGGUAAAGCAAGAAUCAAAAUUGUGAUAGUAGGAAAAACAAUAAAAGAGUAAAGUGGGUCAUACUUAGGUUUAAUUUAGUUAGGGUGGAGUGAAGAUCACAGUCCUCCAGAUGUUGUUGGGCUGCAUUCCCCAGCAUUCCACACCAUUGACUGUGCUCACUAGGGUUGGUGGCAGAUGCACUCCAAAAGCAUUUGGAAGGUUGUGCUUUGCCCGCAUCUGGCCAGCCCAUCCAGUAGUGAGGAAUGCUGAGAGUUGCAGUCCAAAAGCAUCUGGAGGUCCAAAUGUUCACCAUCCUGAUGUAGAGGGCUGUGGGAUUAAACCAGGAGUAGGCAGCCACAAGAUAUUGUUGGACUGCAAGUUCCAUGAGUCCUAGACAGCCUAAAUAAUAGCGAAGGAUGAUGGGAGUUGCAGUUCAAAGACAUCAGAAAGACCAUGGAUUCCCUCUCUGGAUUAUACCAACAGCUUGACAUAAAAGGUGACCUGUGUUGACUUCCAAGUGGCUUGGACCUGUUAGAAGCUCCUGCCAGCCUAAUGCCAUGAAUGUUGAGGUGGACAAUGUGGAAGAAAAAGCUGUCCAUUCCUGGUCAAGGAUCGCCUCUGCAGGACAGAAAGCCUUGGAAGAAGCUCUCAGAGUGUUCAACCCUAUGUCUAAGGACCUGUCUGACACAGAGACCCAGCUAGUAGCUUUUCUUCAAGGGCUCAGGGAAGAAGGCUACCAGCCCACUAUUCUAAGGAGUAAAGACGUGUAUGGAUACAGCUCAUGCACAGCCAAGAUGCCCAGCCAAACAAAAGGCAGUGCCCAGGACACUUCAAAAACAGCUGCCUCUAUUUUAGAGUCUGCUAAAACUCCUGUCAGAAACAUGACAACAAUGGCAAAAGUAUCUGGUCCCUUGUCAGGUAUUACACUAAGUUCUUCUAAAGAAUCUGCUAAGCCAUUAUCCAAGAGCAGUAAUUCUACAAACCUUCUGUUGAACUCACUGAAACGGACACGUUCAGGUACAUCAAAAGACUCAGCAGUGGGUUUCCCUGCUAGCAUGUAUCCUGGUGUGUACCCAGCCAUGAGGCUGUCUGUUGUUCUGGAAGCCUUGGUCCCUUUAAAAGCCACAGCAUCCUGCCUGGAGUCAAAAUGUAAACAAGGACACCUUGGGAUCUCUCCUUCAGACCUUAAGCUCCUCAAGGCAUCUAGCGCAUCCAGACAGUCUGCCACACUAAAGGCCACUAAAAUAUCACCCAGCCAAUUGGACCCAAAAGACUAUAGGCAUAUAAUAAAGAAAGUACCAGAUUCUGCUGCUCUGACUGUGAGCCUUAUGAAAGGGCCAAAGGGUGGGGUGCUAAGGGAAAGCAAUGCUUGCAAAGCAUCUGGAAUCCUGAAUGGCAGACUUUCUGGAAGCACUUCCCAGAGCUGUAGCUCAGGAACUGCCAGACCUAAAGAGCCAUUAGUGGACAAAACAGAACGGAGAGGAGGGGGCAGCCAUCAAGAGACGGUUGGGCAGAAAAGGAAAAGAGUUGAGGAGAGAAAAGAAUUGUCAUGCAGGAAUCCAGAAUCCAGUUCUGUUCCAUCUCCCAGUCAAGUAGAACUGACUUCGAAGACACUAAACCUGCUGAAAUUCCAGGCCAUCAAGGUGAAUAGCUCUUCUGAUGAUGAAUUGAGGAGGAGAGCGCAGAAGAUCCUUAGAGUGAAUCUGUCCCCUGUUAUUAGAAUUGAACCACUGCCUCAUUCUCACAGUGUUGCUUGAGUUCCUUUGCUGUGGUGGAGCCAUUGUAUGAGAAGGAUAAGAUCACCUUCAGGCCUGUUGAGCUUGGGGAGGAUGUCCAUGUUUUCAGUCACUGAGCUGUUGGCCCCGAGGCUGUAGCCAGCAGCUGAGGAAAAUUAUGCAGAACUGGUCAACUGCUAGGUUAUAAAACUAUGUUUAAAGAUACUGGAGUUGGUCUCCAUUGAGAGGAGUACAGAGCAGAACACUGGCUUUCUUUUGGGACACUUUUCUACAGCGCUUUUGUAAACAUGAUAGAGUGUACAUCUGGGAUGUGGGGCACUAGGGAUAUUGCUGUACUGUGAUUUUCUUUUCUUUUUUCAAUCUGUAAGUCUACUUGGAUUUAUUUUGAUCAUAUUUUAUAUACUUACUAUGAAAUAUAAAUAUCUAUUGAUUCAUGUACACAUCUUGCCCAAGGGCUGUUAGAAUGUGAUCCCUUCUCAUCCUUAACACCUUAUCUAGAACUGGGUUCAGAAGCUUUCCUCUUCUCAUACUUUCCCCACAGUCAUUUGUUGAAAGAUGCAGCAGCAGUUGCUGCUCUCCAGUGUUGUUCCUCUUCUCUAAAAGCCUCAGUGGCAUCCUGUCAUCUACUAGUCACUGGCUCUUGUUUGUUGCUCUGCACUAGCUAAUAACUGGCUUGGGCUAGAGCUUAUAUGCCAGCUGGAGAAGCUUUCCAAGUCCAUGGAAAGGGAGAAAUGAAGAAAAUGUGUGUUUUCUCUGAUAUAGCCUCAUGAGAAAACAUUUCAGUUAACAUAACAGGCUACCAAGUGAUGGCAGGCAGUGGAUGUUUGUCUCAAAUAUGCAGAUCUUAUUGAGAAGGCAACAAGAAUGCCUCAAGUGAGGGCAAAUGCCCCCCUCUAUUUGUGCCAACUUUAUGCUAUAAGAAGCAGGGAGCAUCUCUGGAAAAUCUUCCUCAUGACUUGGUGCCUCUCUACCAGCCAGUGUCCUAUGCUCUUCCAUACAUAUAUUUGCCUCCCAAGGGUAAUGUUGCAGCUGACUGCUGUUUUACUCUCCACUGUUAAGCUAAAAAUGAACCUGUGGCUGUGGGAGAGCUUAGGGAUGUAAUAACUGGCAAAUAAUACUUUUUAGUGCAAUUGUUAAACAUUUUUGCUGUCAGACUUUUUUAGUAUGUCUGGCCUCUGGGCAUUGGGCUUUUGAAUGUAUUGGAUGUGUCUGAACAGUCUCAGUUAUAAGUGCUGCUUUUGGAGCAGCACAAGCAAGAGGUGCUUGGGCUUGUUAUAGAGUUGACUUGGUGUGAUUCUUGUCCUGUGUUGCAAAUGGGAAGCUAAAUUUGUCACAGCAGAGGUUUCUGUCCUAAACCCAUUAAAUUUUCAUAAAUAUAUGCUUGCUAGCAUCUUCAGAAUUUCAAGAGUUGACUACUGUUGUUCCACAUUUGCAAACCUAAGCUUGUUUUGCCACCCCAGUGAACACUGGGAACAAUAGUUCUGUGAAAGUAUUGGAAACAGUGUGCUGGAGAUCCUACAUCCUUCUAAAGUUGUUGUUCUCAGAAAACUUUGGACAGAAGUCACAGCAGUUACGCUGGCUUAGGUUGACAAUACUAAUAGACAUUCUGUUAGGGUCUUUGGCUAAUAAAACCUCUGUUUCUACA